AUGAGCGCAGGAAACAAUAUCAAAGUCGUGUGUCGUUUUCGACCACAAAAUUCUCGUGAAAUUAGGGAAGGUGGUGUCCCCAUUAUCUCCUACGAUGAUAACGGUGAAUCUUGUCGCAUGGAGGGUAAAGAAUUUCAAGGAAGUUUCACAUUCGACAGAAUUUUUCCACCGGAAACCUCUCAGAAAACCGUAUUUGAUGAAUCUAUAAAACAUAUUGUCGAUGAGGUUAUCGGUGGUUACAACGGAACCGUGUUUGCUUACGGUCAAACCGGUUCUGGUAAAACUCACACUAUGAUGGGAAAUAUGGAUGAUGAAGAAUUUAAAGGUCUUACCCCUCGUAUUAUAGAACAAAUUUUUCACAGCAUCAUUGUUUCCCCACCAACAAUUGAAUACACUGUAAAAGUCUCUUAUAUGGAAAUUUAUAUGGAAAGAAUUCGGGAUUUACUUAAUCCUCAAAAUGAUAAUUUGCCUGUACAUGAAGAGAAAAAUAGAGGUGUUUAUGUCAAAGGUUUGUUGGAAGUAUACGUCAGUUCUGUACAAGAAGUGUACGAAGUAAUGAAACGUGGUGGCAGUGCUCGUAUUGUUGCAUACACAAACAUGAACGCUGAAAGUUCCAGAUCACAUUCCAUCUUUGUUAUUACUAUCAAUCAAAAGAACCUUUCUGAUGGUAGUGUAAAGAGUGGUAAACUAUCGCUUGUCGAUUUGGCUGGUUCCGAAAAGGUUGGUAAGACAGGUGCUUCUGGUCAAACUCUUGAAGAAGCUAAAAAGAUCAAUAAAUCCUUGUCCGCACUGGGAAUGGUUAUUAACGCUUUAACUGACGGAAAAUCAACACACGUUCCAUAUCGAGACAGUAAACUUACCAGAAUUCUUCAAGAAUCUCUUGGUGGUAAUUCCCGAACAACAUUAAUUAUAAACAGUUCUCCCUCCUCUUUCAACGAAGCGGAAACUUUGAGUACGUUAAGAUUCGGUAUGAGAGCUAAAUCUAUCAAGAACAAGGCUAAAGUCAACGCCGAACUCAGUCCUGCUGAACUUAAGGCUCUUCUCAAGAAGGCCAAGAGUGAAGCUGUUAGCUUCCAACAAUAUAUUUCAGCUCUUGAGGGAGAAGUCGGUGUAUGGCGUUCUGGUGGCACUGUACCAAAAGAAAAAUGGGUCUCAAUGGAAAAAUCUACAGGUGCUGCAGCGGCACCAACUACACCUACUUCUGCUACCAAUCCGCAAAUUGAGGGUGUCAAGAAAGAGGAAUCAAAUGAAUCAAGGCCAGGCACUCCUAUUCCAAUCUUAGAAAAAGAUGAACGGGAAGAAUUUUUGAAACGUGAAAAUGAUCUCACUGAUCAGAUUGCUGAAAAAGAAUCUGAAUUAGCGGACAAAAUUAAACUUCUUGAAGAGAUUAAGGAGGAACUUGCAUCUUAUAAAGAACAGGAAGAAUCAACGAGUAAGGAAAACAAACAAAUGACAAGCGAGCUUAAUGAACUUAAGCUUCAGUUAGAGAAAGUCACGUACGAGAAUAAAGAAAGUGCUAUAACAAUGGACAGUUUACGUGAACAGAAUACAGACCUAUCCAACGAGAUCGAACAACUUAGGAAAUCAAUUUCCGAGCUUAAGUUGGCUCAAAAAGAAGGUGAUAAGGAACAAAAGAAAAACGAGAGAAUGGCUCAAAUGCUCGCAGAACUUGAUCCAUCGGGUGUGAUUACUGCUAAAGAAAAACAAAUUC
Molecule: messenger RNA, 1711 nt
Organism: Racocetra persica
Lineage: Eukaryota; Fungi; Glomeromycota; Glomeromycetes; Diversisporales; Gigasporaceae
Source: the annotation of a GenBank genome assembly